This is a messenger RNA of Cylicocyclus nassatus, 694 nucleotides long. Lineage: Eukaryota; Metazoa; Nematoda; Chromadorea; Rhabditida; Strongylidae. The record is from the annotation of a GenBank genome assembly.
AAACUUCAGAUUAUAAUAUGAGCACGUAUUGGUUGAAGAACUUCGUCGGAUUGAAGCAGUCUGACUUCGAGUUAUUGAAAGUCCCCAAUCCCAGCACGGAGUUCUGCAUACAUGUGACGUUAAGGAGUGUUCAGACUGGAGCUUUACUUGGUUCGGUACUUGGCCCACUAUCUGCAGCGAUCUUCGAUUCAAAGAAUGCGAAUUCAAAAAUGCUCACUGAAAAAUUUAUCAGCGGUGGAACAAACGGUGCUUUGAUCGGUGCAGCAAUGGGACCAAUACUCACUUAUCUAGCUUUACGUGACUUGAGCACAGUAAGAUUGUACGACAGAUGCUAUCGGUUGAGAUUCGAUAAACAAGCAUUAUGGCAAGAUCGCACAUGUUUUCUAUCAGCUGCUGUUGGUUAUUUGACUAGUGGUUCGCUUGGACUAAGUAGGCAAACAGUAAAUCUCAUGGUCAGUUGUGAUUUGUUAGAGGUUUUACAUCUCAGAGUACAUAAUUUUAUGAACUGUCAUAAAUCUAACGUAAACUACGUGUUUUACCUCGCUAUGUUGAAGCAGGCAUUUCUCAGUUUUGAUUUCCUUCAACCUAAUCGUUAUUUCCAAUCACUGCGAACGCCACCGUCUUGCAAGAUCAACCUCUAUGCUCGAACCACCCAUAAUUUUAUUAUUGCAAAAGGAUAGGAAUGAACAUUAGC